Photinus pyralis (common eastern firefly) is the source of this 2178-nucleotide messenger RNA. RefSeq lists its product as uncharacterized. The transcript has 4 exons. Bases 4 to 2178 code for a protein of 724 amino acids. NCBI's taxonomy places the organism in Eukaryota, Metazoa, Arthropoda, Insecta, Coleoptera, Lampyridae. The record is from RefSeq and is a predicted model, not a curated record.
ACAAUGUUCACUCAAGAACUUCAGAAAGGCACACCAUCCACUUCUAAUAUUCAAAAUGAAUCAUCAGAAGAGCCGCAAGCAAGUAAUAAUGAAGAUGAAGAGUUGUAUGUCACCAAUUUACAAUUCCAAAGACUGCAACAAAAAUUACAAGCUUCCCAAGCAAAGGUUCAUACUUUAGAAAGCCAAGUAAAACAAUUUGAAGAACAGUUGAAAGUGAUUUUUAACGCGGAUCAAAUACAUAUGUUAAAAUACAAGAACCAUCGAGGCUAUCAGUGGUCUGAUGAAACUGUUCAGAGAGCUCUUAAACUGUACAUGGCUUGUGGAGCAAAAGGCUAUCAAGAACUUUGCAAGCAACAAUAUCCCCUUCCCAGUAUUCGUACAUUGCAACAUAGAAUCCAGAACUUUAAAGUUCAAGCAGGUGUGUUAGAAGAUAUAUUCGUGCUUCUUAAACUAAAAGUCAAUGCGUUUGAAAAUCAAGAAAAGUAUGCUUCCCUCUUAUUAGAUGAAAUAGCAAUAAAACCGGGUUUACAAUAUGAUAAUUCUACAAAGGAAGUUGUGGGAAGACCAACAAUGAUGCUUUCUGGGAAUAAGGAUAGUUCAAACAAACUGGCUACUCAUGCCUUAGUUUUUAUGCUAGCAGGAAUGACUAUGCGGUGGAAACAGACGGUUGCUUACGAACUUACUGCAGCUUCAUACAGUGCUGACGAGGUUCUACAGAAAUUAUAUUACAUAGUUAGGAAGUCACACGAUAUAGGAUUAACUAUAACAACUAUUAUAUCCGACAUUGGACCUGCAAACCGCAGUUUCUGGCGGUUGCUUCAUAUUACUGCUGGUCGUCAUGAAAAGGUGAAGAAUUACUGCGCACACCCGUGUGACAAAAAUGAAAGGUUGUAUGUAAUGCCAGAUCCAGUCCAUGCAUUCAAAAACGUUGCUACAAGUUUAGUGCGUCACAAAAUAUUCAAAAUUUCUGAUGCAAUUAAAAAUAAAUACAAACUGCCUUCAGAAUAUAUAAAGAUUUCUGCUAUAAAGAAAGUUUUUGAUCUUGAUUCUCAAGAUGAGAUAAAAAUGGCAUACCGUCUUAAGGAUUACAUGUUCCAACCUGGACAUUUUGAAAAAAUGGAUAUCAACACAGCAUACGCCCUCUUUCACAAUGACACAGCUGCUGCCAUUACUUAUUACAUUGCAAUUGGAGCUCUUCACAACAAUUGUGCAACAACAGCGUGGUUUUGUAAACAAAUAUAUAGGUGGUUCAGCAUUAUAACUUCGAGAUCCAGCAAGCUUGGAUUGUCUGAAAAUAAUCCUGAGGUGUAUGAAGAAGCCCUCACUUUUCUGAAACAAUUUAUGGACAUCAUUUAUAACAUUACUAUUGAUAAAGGAGAAUGGAAACCAUUUCAGAGUGGAAUUGUUUUGGCAACCCAAACUUCCUUGGACUUACAGGACCAUUAUUUAAGGGUCCAUGGCUUCCGUUUUGUAUUGUUAGGACGACUGACUCAAGAUGCCCUUGAGAACUUAUUUUCUGUGAUUCGCAGUCGAACACCAGUCCCAGGACCACAUGAAUUUAAAGUUGCAUUGAGGUUAAUAACUUUAUCACAGUAUGAGUGCCAAAUUGUUCGAGGUAAUUAUUUUACUGACAAUAGAAGUCACUUAAUAAAUUAUUGUAAAGAAAAACCAAAUCAUUCAGAAGAUCAGGAUCAAGUGGAGAUUUUUUCGUGUUCGGAAAUCAAACUAGAUGAAGAUGAGCUCGUUCUCAAUGAAGCUGUUAAACAGUCAUUAUAUUAUUUAUUAGGGAGUGUAAUAUUUUCAUUAAAAAAAAAGAAAAAGUGCUCCAAAUGCAUUGAAUCUAUCACAGUGAUGUCAAGCAAUCUAAAUGAUCACAUUAUUAAACUGACCCAAUUAAAAGAAUACAAAGAAAAUGUAUUAUUAUUCCCAAAGGUUCAACUUUUUGAUUAUAUUCUUAUUGCAGAAACUUUCUUUAGGAAACAGGCUAGAAUUAUUAGAAAACCAAAAACUUGUCAUAGUAACAUAAUAGAUGAUAUUGUUUCGUUGUAUUUCAGAACUAGAUUUUUCUUAGCAUUAAAAAAUCACAAUGAUGUUGAAAUGAAAAAAAUUAAUGUAACUGAAAAUACUCGUAGCAGUAGGAGUGUUGCGAUGCGAGCUCUAGUUAAAAAUGUAAAAUAA